UCUUAGCAUGGCUCCAAAGUGGGAAUCCCCCAUUACAUACACACACAGGUGCUGCCCACAGGCACUGACCCCCACGGGGGGCUUGGGAUGGGAAGAGAGGGGGUGGGUCAGGCAGCCUCUGUCUCCCCCAGUGCUUAAAUCCUUCCCCAGCCUGGCUGGAUCAGACAGUGAGGAGCAGCCAGAGAGGACGCAGCUGGUUCAGCUCGCUUCAGUGGGGAGCCUGGGAUGAACCUCUCGGUGCCAGGGCUGUUGCCAGCAGGGAACCCUGACGACUGCGUGCCCAACGACCCGGUGCAGUUUGUGCUGGUGCCUGCUGUCUACUGCCUGGUGCUGUGCGUGGGGCUGCCGGGCAACUUGGUGGCCCUGCUGGUUUUCCUGCAGAACGGCAAGGUGAGGAAGGCCAUCCGCAUCUACCUCAUCAACCUGACGCUGGCAGACAUCCUCUUCAACCUCACCCUGCCCCUCUGGAUCUCCUACUACCUGGCCGGCGGCGACUGGCUGCUCUCAGAGGCCGCUUGCCGCCUGGCAGGGGCUGCCUACUACCUGGCGACCUACAGCGCCGUCACCUUCAUGGCACUCAUCAGCUUCAACCGGUUCUGCGCGGUGCGGGCGGCACGGCGCCAGCUGCCGCUGACGGGGCGCCGGGGAGCUGCGCUGGCCUGUGCCAUGGCCUGGCUGCUGGGGCUGGGCUGUGCCAUGCCCACCCUGGCUGCACAACAGACCUUUCCCGCCCGGGCCGGUGCCACCGCCUGCUUCGAGCAGCACGGGCGUCAGCGGGUGUACGCCUACGCCAUGGUGGGGUUCUUCGGUGCCGCCUUCCUGGUGGUGCUGGGCACCUAUGCCUCCAUUGCCAGGGCUCUCUCCGUGCCCGCCGCUGCCUCACCGGGCUCCCACCGGCAGCAGGCACGUGCCAUGGUGCUGGGAAUGCUGCUGGUCUUCGUGGUCUGCGUGGCACCGUACCACCUCACGCUGGCCCCCUGGGUGGGCAGCCAGCCUCCUGUGCCGCUCUGCGGGCCCCCUGCCACCCUGGACGUGCUGCACAUGCUGAGCGUGGCCCUGCUCAGCCUCAACAGCUGCCUUGACCCCCUCGUCUACUGCUUCUCCAUCCGACGCUUCCGCGCUGACCUGGCACGGACCCUGCGCAAGGUCGGCCGCUGCCUCCCGCUCUCCCCGCCAGCCCCCGCCCUGCCCGGUGCCCGCACGUCCUCCUUUGCCUCCUCGUAGUGGAGUGGGCGCUGAGGUCCUGUUCCAGGCUGCUCUGGUGUCGCUGUCCCAGCAGGAUGGGGCCCGAGCACCUGGCUGGGGAUGGGGAGCAGCACGAGGGGAGGUCUGGUUUUGUGCAGCCCUCCUCUUCCUCCCACCUCCGUUCUGCUCUGCCCGUGGUUUACGGUCACGCACGGAUCCUGCCCUCCACUUUCACCGGCAGCAGGAGGGCAGAGGCUGAGCCAUGGCAAGAAAGGACAGGGAUGAAUGCCCAGGGGUUGCUGUCCCUUCCCGGAGGUCUCCUUCCCAUGAGACACGCAUGAUGAAAGGCAUCUGUGGCAUGAGCCAAGCUGCCUGGCGGGGGUGUGUGUGGGGACCUGUGGCCAAUCCCACCCUGCAACGCGCCCCAGUCUCACACCCUCAUCCCUCCUGCCUCUCUCAGGAUUAAAAGUUAAUGAACCGAA
Molecule: messenger RNA, 1667 nt
Organism: Pogoniulus pusillus (Red-fronted tinkerbird)
Lineage: Eukaryota; Metazoa; Chordata; Aves; Piciformes; Lybiidae
Product: platelet-activating factor receptor-like
Exons: 2
Coding region: 226-1224 (332 amino acids)
Biological process (GO): chemotaxis; positive regulation of Rho protein signal transduction; phospholipase C-activating G protein-coupled receptor signaling pathway
Cellular component (GO): plasma membrane
Molecular function (GO): platelet activating factor receptor activity
Source: RefSeq, a predicted model, not a curated record